AUGGCUGCAUUUGCGAAAAUUCCGCUUAGGGAGGCAAAGCCUGUGAAGCUGGAAAGCUGUAUGUGUACCUGUGUGGCUGGCACUGUCCUGUGCAGCCACGUGGCAGCUCUUUUGUACCAGACUGCACAUUAUUCACAGCUGCAGCUCAAGGCCGUUCCACCAGUGCACAGCUGCACAGAGACCGAGCAGAGUUGGCACAAACCAAGAACCAUGGGUGUCAAACCUGGUCUGGUGAACAACAUGGUGAUCGUUUCAGCCCGACCAAGGGAAAGAAGACUCGUAGAGGGAAUCAGAAGCAACCUGUAUAGAGGAGUCACUUCUCCUCUGCCUGUACCUGCCACACUCAACGUUGGAGUGGUAUACCAGGACAUUCCUGCUGAUCUGGCUCCCAUAAUAACAACUAUGGCCAUAUCCAGUGAUGUACCCCUGGUUGACUCCUUGUUCGGGCCAGUUCAGGAAGGAAGUGUACUGUCCUAUCAGUUGCCUGCAAAAGUAGUGCCCAGAACCUGUCCACACACAGAUGCUCCUUCACCCCCACAGCUGCCACCCAGUGACUACAGGCUCGAACCAUCAAACUGUGAUUUUGUCUACACAGAACAGCAACACCACCACAUGUUAUCCCUCGAAACAUCGCUAGAUAUGGCACACAAAAUUAAAAACUGUACAAAAGAGCAGAGUACCUGCACUGAGUGGCACCAACUUAGGCACCCCCGCAUUACCUCAACCAAAUUUAGAGAGGUCUGUCACACCAAGGCACAGACCUCUGCUGAGAAUCUGGCCAAAAGGCUUCUUCGACCUUGCCAUCAGACAGCUGACAUGAGGAGGGGGCUUCAGAUGGAAAGUACAGCAAUAGAGGAGUACUGCAGAGUUAGGGAAGUCAAUCAUUACCAGUGUGGGUUCCUUAUCCAUCCCGAUGCCCCAUGGAUGGGCUCGUCCUCCGAUGGGAUGGUCUAUGACCCAAAGGGCCAGCCCGUGUUUGGACUUGUUGAAGUCAAGUGCCCAAAUGUGGCAAGCUACGUGGACUGUCCAUACAUUGUGAUCAGGGACGGGAAACCAAGUUUAAGGAAAACCAAUCCUUACUUCUGGCAGAUACAGGGCCAGAUGCUGAUUUCAGGAUGUGAGUGGUGUGAUUUUGUUGUGUACACACAGGAGGACAUGUUGUUAGAAAGAAUUCCUCGUAACAAUGAAAUCAUUAGCAUAAUCAAAGAAAGGGUUGAUUAUUUUUUCUUUUAUGUUUACCUCAGCACUUUCUUAUCUAGUGAAGAGUAAUAUUGGAGUAACUGUUAAUGAAUUUUGCUACAUUUUUUAAUUUAAUAAAUAUUUAAAACAUGAAGAGGAGUUUCAUAUUAAAUGACUAACUAGUAAAAAUAUAAGAAUUAA
Molecule: messenger RNA, 1380 nt
Organism: Gadus macrocephalus (Pacific cod)
Lineage: Eukaryota; Metazoa; Chordata; Actinopteri; Gadiformes; Gadidae
Exons: 4
Coding region: 1-1269 (422 amino acids)
Molecular function (GO): zinc ion binding
Source: RefSeq, a predicted model, not a curated record